CAUGGGUAUUUAGAGCCGAAGAUAGCCAGACUACAAGUACUUUCAGUGAGGAGCUCCGGGUGCGUACACCAGCAAUAGAGAGGGGCAGUCGACGGCAUGUGGAAGCUAUUUUGUUCUGCGCUGCUUGCCAGCGUUCUGGUGAGCUCUCAGGGUGCGUCUGUUGCCGAGGAACACAGCGUGCACAAACGCCAAGUACCGAUGCAGUAUGGAGCCAAUACCUUAGGAGGCUCCUUCAACUUUGGCCCGAAUAUCGGCGUGGCCACCCCAGACCAGACCCCAGCCAAGGAUACCAUCGUUGUCAGUGACGUAGGCAAGGCCAGUAUUACUCGCACUGACGGGCCUAACUAUACCCCAUCUGGACCUAACAACUACAACGCCAAGGUCUGGCAGCUAGGAAACCAGGAGGUCACUUACGUCGGAAACGUAGUCAUCAUUGACUGGAGGGUGUUUAGCGAACGUAAGGCUCCAGUUGCUUCUAGAACACCCGUUUACGGCUCUUCAGGGCCUACGUACGGCUCCUCAGGACCUACAUACGGCUCCUCGGGAUCUACGUUCGGCCCCUCGGGAACUACGUUCGGCCCCUCGGGACCUGCGUUCGGCACUGUGCCUCAGUAUGGAGAUACCAACCUUGGCCAACCAGGCUCAACUAACACAGGCCCAGCUUACGGCCAGGCUACUGGUCAGGAUCCAACUUACGGCACAGUAGGACAGGACACAGGAUUGCCAGGGUUCAACGCAGGGCUGCAAGAUCCAGGAUUCAACGCAGGAUUACCAGGACAGGGAUUCCCAUCCGGUUUACCAACUUACAACAACGAAGAUCCCUUUUCCGACCCAUUCUUUCAAGAUGUUCCUGGUUUUUAUAAUGCUGGGCAAGACGCUGGGCAAGACGGCAGCAACAGUGCAAACCAAGCCCCGCCACAAAACGGAGGAACUUACCAAGGCGCACCUGCUCCAGGUUCUUAUCAAAAUGGCGUUUUUCUAGGUCCAACACAGAAUGGAGGCUACCAAGAUCAGGGGGCUUACCAAGGCUUACCCAAUCAAGGCGGGGCUUACCAAGGAGCACCUGCCCAAGGCUCAUACCAAAAUGGCGUUUUUCUAGGCCCAACACAGAAUGGAGGCUACCAAGAUCAGGGGACUUACCAAGGCUUACCCAAUCAAGGCGGCGUUUACCAAGGCGCACCUACUCAGGGCGGCUCAAACCAAGGUGCCGUAUAUCAAGACCCAACACAGACCGGAGGCUACCAAGACCAAGGGGCAUACCAAGGCCUUCCAAAUCAAGGCGGCCUGUACCAAGGCUUACCUUCACAGGGCGCCUCUUUUAACCUCCCCCCUCAAACUGGUGUUUAUUCAGGUGCUCCCGCGGGUAAUGUCCAAUACGGACCUACGUCUGCUCAGGGACCACUCAACAACCAGUACGGCAACGCCUUGAACCAGUACGGCAAGAAGAAGAGAAGGAGGAGGUCUCUGAGAAAAAAGAGACAGACCUACGCGCCAUCUUACGGUACUGGCCCUCUGUACGGCCAAGGAGCCAAUUCCGGAGUUGUCACCGGCCUUCCUCUGUACGGCCAAAGCCCCGCAUACGGCUCAACCUACGGUUCAUACAAUGUUCCUACUGGCCCAGCCUUCCCUAACAUCUGUGUGAAGAGAGGAACAUAUCUUGUCUUCAACUGGCCGUAUCCAGGCAGACACAACGUGAACAAAUUCAUCUCAUACAGAGCCUACAAAUACUGCUCCAAGGACGAGCUGACCGAGGACACUUAUGGCUCCCAGACCCAGGAGAUCAUAGACACCAGUAACCUAGCGCCAGGCUAUUACUACUUUGCCAGUGGCGUCGGCGAUGACUGCUCUACUGGUGGACAGAAGAUAGCCGUCCGCGUGGCCACCGAUUACGGUGAUGACUGUAAAUACCCAAGCUACGGACAGUAUGGCUUGGCCGGUGCAAGCACAGGCAAAUAAAUCGCUGUCAACAUACGCGGGGAUUGAGACGACUGGGGAAUGAUCGUACAAUACUGUCAACUGCGGGGAAGUCGCCCUUGAAGCACUACCUAAACAGAAUAAGCUAACGCAGGACUGGUUUUGCGGUAUUUUUUCAGAAUUCUUCCUAGUAUGAGCUUUAAGUCUGGAAAACGAAGAGACGACAUAAUUUAUUGUUGGAAUUCACAAGAAGUACCGUGCUUGAUUUUUAAUAAUUGACUUUGUUUUAUCUUUAAUUUUUAUUAUUUUAUUAUAAUUUAGGCCUUAUGUACAUAAAGGACCAAAAAUAAAGCUUUACUUUCAUAAUAUCAUUAAA
Lingula anatina is the source of this 2290-nucleotide messenger RNA. RefSeq lists its product as uncharacterized. Lineage: Eukaryota; Metazoa; Brachiopoda; Lingulata; Lingulida; Lingulidae. The record is from RefSeq and is a predicted model, not a curated record.